CAGCUGUCAGGCUAAAGUCCGACGAGCUACGCGCGGCUGGCGGCCAGGAGGAAACGCGGCGCCCGGCCGGGCCCUGGAGAUGGUCCCCGGCGCCGCGGGCUGGUGUUGUCUCGUGCUCUGGCUCCCCGCGUGCCUCGCGGCCCACGGCUUACGCGUCCAUGACUAUUUGUACUUCCAAGUGCUGAGUCCUGGGGACAUCCGCUACAUCUUCACAGCCACGCCUGCCAAGGACUUUGGUGGUAUCUUUGUACGUUCAGGAAGCCGGCAUACAAGGUAUGAGCAGAUUCACCUUGUCCCUGCCGAACCUCCAGAGGCCUGUGGCGAGCUCAACAACGGUUUCUUCAUCCAGGAUCAGAUCGCUUUGGUGGAGAGGGGGGGCUGCUCCUUCCUCUCCAAGACCCGGGUGGUGCAGGAGCACGGUGGACGGGCCGUGAUCAUCUCUGACAACGCAGUGGACAAUGACAGCUUCUACGUGGAGAUGAUCCAGGACAGUACCCAGCGCACGGCUGACAUCCCAGCCCUUUUCCUGCUUGGCCGAGAUGGCUACAUGAUCCGCCGCUCCCUGGAACAGCACGGGCUGCCAUGGGCCAUCAUUUCCAUCCCAGUCAAUGUCACCAGCAUCCCCACCUUUGAGCUGCUGCAGCCGCCCUGGACCUUCUGGUAGAA
Lepus europaeus (European hare) is the source of this 666-nucleotide messenger RNA. RefSeq names its product protease associated domain containing 1 (gene PRADC1). The coding region runs from base 80 to 664 and encodes 194 amino acids. The record is from RefSeq and is a predicted model, not a curated record. Lineage: Eukaryota; Metazoa; Chordata; Mammalia; Lagomorpha; Leporidae. The transcript has 5 exons.